Molecule: messenger RNA, 3002 nt
Organism: Amaranthus tricolor (Joseph's coat)
Lineage: Eukaryota; Viridiplantae; Streptophyta; Magnoliopsida; Caryophyllales; Amaranthaceae
Exons: 4
Coding region: 443-2425 (660 amino acids)
Source: RefSeq, a predicted model, not a curated record
CGCUUUUGGUUUCAGUUUUGAUUCUGAUUCCAGGCAGAUUCCUUUGUGGUUUAGGAAUGUGUUAAUAGCGGAUCAAUUCCUGGGUUGGGCGGGUCUAAUCUCGUUUACUCAAAGUCAGCCCCUACUUUCAAACCGAGGCUUCUGUUUAUAAUCUCUUCCAACUGUGGUCUGUUUAUGUUCCUUUCAUCUAAUUUUAAAUUCAAUCUUACCGCAAAAAGGAAACAAUUUACUGGUGUUGCUAUUACUACUCUGAGUAAUGAUUUGAGUUCUUUGUGAAUGGUUGAGGAAUUUCAAUUCCGGGGUUUGGGGACUAGGGUUCUUCACUUUAUUUCAGCUAAGUUCUAGCAUUAAUAACUUGAUGCUUGUUUAAUUUCAUUGAAUACUUAGAAUCAAAUUCGAUUGCUCAUUGAAGUUGAAGGGUAAGCUUCAAUUUUAGUUUUGAAUGGGAAAAAUGUUGGCAUUGGCGAAUUUUUCUUAUCCCUUUGCCAACUUUAUUCAUAACAAGGCUCACAAAUUACCCAGAAAAACAAUGAUUCAAUCCUCAGUUCGUAUGCCGCCUAUGUCGUUAAGGCGUAAGAAGAGGAAAAACUACUUGCGUCCCAAAAUUAUUAGAACCCUCACUAAAAAACCCUCCAAUAUUUCUUUGGAAGAGAUUACAAUGGAAGAAGGUUCAAAUGAAUCUGGUUUUGGGCAGGAACAAGUUGUUAGGGAUUUGGAGACACAGAAUCUGAUGGUUACAUUGGAAGAAGGUUCAAAUGAAUCUGGGUUUAGGCAGGAACAAGUGGUUAGUGAUUUGGAGACACAGAAUCUGAUGGUUACAUUGGAAGAAGGUUCAAAUGAAUCUGGGUUUAGGCAGGAACAAGUGGUUAGUGAUUUGGAGACACAGAAUCUGAUGGGUACAUUAGAAGAAGGUUCAAAUAAAUCUGGCUUUAGGCAGGAACAAGUUCUUAGGGAUUUGGAGACACAGAAUCUGAUUGGUACAUUAGAAGAAGGUUCAAAUGAAUCUGGGUUUAGGCAGGAACAAGUUGUUAGGGAUUUGGAGACACAAAAUCCGAUGGGUGAUGGAUUAUCAGGUCAUACCAUUUUUAAGAUUAUUGGUUCGUUUGUUGGUCUUUUCGUGCUACAGACUAUUGUUACAGUUUGUAUGAUGGCUUAUGGCAAGUCUGAUGAGAAAGAUGAUACUUUGGUAAUUGGGGAUCAGAAUAGGGAUAUGAGAUUGGUGGAGGUGGACCGGGAAGGGGUUUUGGGGAUUGAUGGAGAUGUUUCUACUAGGACUUCGGCUGGAUUGAAUAAGGAUGAGUCAGAAUUCGAGGCGAAGAUCAGCGAGAUAAGAAAGAUGGCAUGGGAGGUAAGAGAGGCUGAGAAGAGGAAGAAGGUAGAAGAGGGUGAAGCUCGUUCAGAUGAUGCGAGUGAUGAGGAAGAAAAGGACAAGGACCAGGAUUUCGAGGGUGAUAAUUCUAGGGUUAGUAGUGGUAUUGUGAAGGAAGUUGAUGGUCGGUUGACUAAGUUGAGGAAAAGCUAUCCAUCACCAUUGAUGAAUGGAUUAGGAAGGUUAGGAAAGGAGGGUAAAGCUGAGGGUUUGAAUGGUAAAGAAGAAGAUAAAAUGUUAUUGUUUAAGAUGAAGAAUAAAUUUAGAAGUCAUUUGAGCACAUCCAGAGACAAACCGAAAGGAUUUCGAAGUAAUGAUGGUGUAAGAGGAAAGGAUAGCAAUUUGGAUGGUAAGAAACCAGUUGAGAGAAGUGGAAGUGGAAGCAAUGUUGAUCAAAUAAGUUCUACACCAUUGAAAGGAACUUGGAAGAUAUCUGGACACAGUGGAAUUAAUGGAAGAAGUGAGGGUGCCAAGCCAGAAACAGGUCAUUCCCAGGACUCUAGUGACGGGAGCAUUUUGGAUGAGAUAACUGGAACAGAAGAUCCCAUCUUUACUUCAAAUCAAGUUGAAACAAAGAUAAAUGGUCAUGUUGCAUCAACAUCUGAGAUGCAGCCAACGUCAAGAAGGAAAGGCAAACCCAAUUCUAACGGACUGGGAAGCAAGCUACCCGUAGAGAUUGUUGAUCAUUGGUGGUCAAAACUUCCAUAUGUUCUGGUCAUUUUGAUGCAAAAAGGCAUUGGUGAUGAAGCAGAGCGGGGAUUCUAUAAUUUGAGGAUAAACACUAAUGCAGAGAAUCAGUCAUACGCAAUUUACACUGUUGCUUUUGAAGACCUAACUGAUGCAAAGAAUUUUAGUUAUCUUCUCGAAUUCGCAUUUGACGAUCAGCCUGAUGCUGCUGUGGAAGUUGCUCCACUGUCCACAAAGGACUUUAAAGAAGUCAUAGAAUCUCUCGACACCGAAGUAAUUGUGUUGAGGAAGGGAGAGUUAAAGCUUUAUGCUGGUCAGCCUCUUGCUGAUAUUGAAGCUGCUCUGAGGUCAUUGGUGAAAAUGAAAUGAGCAUCAAUCGCUUCUUACUGCUUGCAUUUAUUUGCCGAAGAAGGACAAAUUGACAGCACAUUGACAUCAGCUUCAGGCACACGUAGCUUCAAGUAUGGUUUUAUAUCAACCGGUUUGGAAGGUACGUAUUGGAGAUUCUGCCAUAUCCAACUGAGAAGCACAUCGAUCUUCGUUCAGAUUCCAAUCUCUUUUUGUUUCGGUUACUAAAAAAAAUUCGGUUGUUGACAUUGGCAAAAUUUUGUAGCUAUAGGUUUCCACUGCUAGUUCAAUGAAGUUGCUCUUUGGUGAGUUGUGAUGGUUUGUAAUGAUGAUCUAUUCGGCCUUGAUCUUUUAUAAGUUCGGCCGGUUUGUUUAGAGGAAUUUUGCACGCCAAUGUUCUCACGUUUAGUCUUGAGGCCGAUGCCGAUGCCUAUGCCGAUGCCCAAAUGCUUGUAUCCAUAUAGUCAUUGAUGUUGGAGAAUUGAAAGUAAGCUGAGGGAGAAUCAAAACGUUAAGAUAGGUAAAAAGUUGAGGCUUUUACUUGUAAAAUUCUUUCAUUUAUAAAAAUUUAUUUCUAAAGGUUUUACCUUUAAGGUUA